UAAUGAUUGACAUGGCUUGAAGUGGAGGAGCUGAGAUUCCUGUAUCCACCCACCUGGCUACUUAACUGAGCAGACUGUCUUCUUUUCGUUGACCCCCGAAGGGUUUUAACACAUAUUUCAUAGGUCUCUUGUUUCUAUCCGAAGUUUCAGCACUGAUUGCUCCAAACAGCCACCAUGGUCGACUUUAUUGAUGUUCAUGCCUCUGGUAAAUACGGAAAUGCCGCAUACUCGACUCGUGAUCUGCGACCGGGAGAUAUUAUCCUACGCGAAGCCCCUUUAUUGGUUGUUCAGCCACCCCCUAAUGGCAAAGGUGUUUCUUUCCUGGAUUCCAUAUUCAACGCGAAGAACAUUCCCGCGAGCAGCAUUGAGCAUGAAAUUCAGAAGCUAAGCCCGGUGCACAAAGCGGAGUUAAGAAAGAUUGCCUGUGAGGAAGACACUGAUAUCUCCCGGUUUAUGAGUUGCCACUAUGAUAUUCGACCAAAGCAAAAUGAGGCACCCACGGCCUUUGGGCUUUUCCUCAAGGGAUCCUAUAUUAAUCAUUCUUGUCAGCCAAAUUUGUUGUAUUUUUGGGAUGAAAAGAUGGAAAGCAUGACAUGGGUUGUCUUGAAACAUAUUGUGGCAGGGCAGGAGGUCAAUAUCUCCUACCUACCGAUGUUUGAUUGGCAGGAAGUUAACGAGAGGAGGGCUCUUCUCCAAAAUAUAUUUCCCUUUGAGUGCAAUUGUAUGCUGUGCGAGAAGGAGAGCUCAAAUCCUACAGUGUUUGCCCACCAGCACAAGCUCCGUGACCUGCAUAUGGCGCUCAUCAACAUAGCCUCGAGCCAAGAUGGAAAUACUCGUUCAUUCAGUCUGGAUCUACAGCAUCUUGUUGGCGCUUACCUAGCUGCGAUUACCCAGGAAUUGCCGCCAGGUCAGACACUUGAUCCAAGACUCUACCGGGCAUACUAUCUGGCAGCUUCCAUUUACUCUCAAUCUGGAAAUCCGGAAAAGGGCGUAUUGCUGGGCUCUAAAGCUACUGUUCUGGUUGACCAGCUCUAUGGAAAACACUCCCCACAAGGGCAGCACGAGUUGGAAUUCUGCAAACAGUUAUAUUCACUUUAAAGGUCUCCAAUUCAUGUAUCCUAGCAUUUAGUAUAGUGGGCUAUAUUACUUCGCCUAGUCUUCCGCGCUAAUUCCUUCGGGUAUAAUGAAAUACACCUCUGCUAC
Aspergillus ruber CBS 135680 is the source of this 1203-nucleotide messenger RNA. Its product is annotated as SET domain-containing protein. Lineage: Eukaryota; Fungi; Ascomycota; Eurotiomycetes; Eurotiales; Aspergillaceae. The transcript has 2 exons. The record is from RefSeq and is a predicted model, not a curated record. The coding region runs from base 175 to 1098 and encodes 307 amino acids. Gene Ontology annotation, molecular function: protein binding.